Monopterus albus (swamp eel) is the source of this 8288-nucleotide messenger RNA. RefSeq names its product centrosomal protein of 170 kDa protein B-like. Gene Ontology annotation, molecular function: protein binding. NCBI's taxonomy places the organism in Eukaryota, Metazoa, Chordata, Actinopteri, Synbranchiformes, Synbranchidae. The record is from RefSeq and is a predicted model, not a curated record.
GAUGCUCUGGGGUUUCCCAGCAGGCCUGUGAAGAUGAGCGUAACAUCAUGGUUCCUGGUGAGCAGCUCGGGCACUCGACACCGCCUCCCCAGGGAGAUGAUCUUCGUGGGCCGGGAGGACUGUGAGCUGAUGCUGCAGUCGCGCAGCGUGGACAAACAACACGCUGUUAUCAACUACAACCCGACUACCGACGAACACCUGGUGAAAGACCUGGGCAGCCUGAAUGGGACGUUUGUGAACGACCUGAGGAUUCCUGAUCAGACCUACAUCACCCUCAAGCUGUCCGACAUCAUCCGCUUUGGAUACGAUUCUCACGUGUAUAUCCUGGAAAAAAGUCAACACAAAGUCCCAGAGGAGGCUCUGAAGCACGAGAAGUACAGCAGUCAACUGCAGAUGAGCCUGAAGACACCAGAGGGGAAGAAGCCGGAGCCGGAGGAUCGGAUGAGAGCAGAAAAAACCCAGAGUACCAAGAGUCUGGUGCAAGAGGCCCCAGUGUGUCGGCCCACUCCUCUGUACGGGCAGCCGUCCUGGUGGGGAGAGGAGGAUUAUGGGAGUAAAGUUCAGACCAGCGAUGAGCCUCAUCCAGAGGUGCAGAAAGAUGCUCUGGCUGUGGAUCCAGACUUUUCCGGAUCUCUGUCAGACUCCCAACCAAAGACCGUCUUCCCUUCUUACCACCGUGAACCCAGCUACUUCGAGAUCCCCACCAAGGACUUCCAGCACCCCAAAAUCUCAGGGGCAGAGCUACACGAGAUCCCCACCAAGGACACGGAUGCGCCCCCAGCCCCGCCCUCACCUCCCACACAGACCCCGCCUGUUGUUCAGAGCCACGCCUCCUUCACCAUCGAGUUUGACGACUGCAUGCCUGGCAAAAUCAAGAUCAAAGACCAUGUCACCAAGUUCUCCACCCGCCAGAGGAAGCAGCAGGUUCCGCCCACCAAGAUGACCAUCACAGCCGCACCUGCCGAGCUGAUGUCAUCAGAGAGCAAGGUGGCUGAUUGGCUGGUCCACAGUGAUGUCAGUGUCAUGAAGAGACGUCCAACCUGUGAAGAUGUUUAUAGCACCAAGAGUGACCUCGCCAUGAACAUCAAGACGCUCAAAGGUCAUCAUCACGAAGAUGGGACCCAGAGUGACUCAGAGGACCCGGUCCUAAAAGGGAGGAGGACUAAAUCCCAUCACCCUGUCCAGGCUCACCAGUCUAGCCAAUCAGAGCAGUCCGAAGCGCAGUGUGUGCACUGUCAGCAGCCUGCUCCGGUACAGAAACUCCACCAGCCACUGCAGUACUCUCCACCCAGAAAGGCCCCAGCCUCACCUGGGGCCCCUGAGCGACCCCUGUCCCAGAGCCCUCCUCAGGCUCCAUCUCCUACUACAGAAACACCCAAGCAGGGGCCCCCUGAGCAUCUCACCCAGCAGGCCUUCAUCAUUGAGUUCUUUGAUGACAACCCACGCAAAAAGCGCUCACAAUCCUUCACACACAACCCUGCCCAUGCUGACUCGUACUCCACCCUGAAGGCCAAACUGGAGCGGCGGAAGGGUGGUGAGAGGCCGGCAUCCGUGCACGGCCACAUCCCUCCCACACAGCAGGUGACAAUUCCUCUAAAGGGCCAGGGUCACGGGGGUCCUCAGAGGUCGAGCUCUCUGAAGAGGGAGAAGACAGAGGGGGAGGCGGCCUCAUUGAGUUCCUCCUCUCGUUCGUCUUCUGGCAUCAUCAUCAGACCCUUCGGCAGUGUUGGGAAGAAGUCAAAGCUGGCCCAGGAGUUUGCUGCUGAAUUCCUGAAGGAUUUGAGUCAACAGGACUCCUCCCCACCAAGGGACAAGACACCUCCACCAAUGUCUGCACCACCGGUGAUGGUGUCACCUCCACAAGCAAGGAUUCCCUCCCCCCAGGAACCUGCAGCUCCUUCUUCAGUCUCCUACCCCUCCUCCCCCUUACAGCCUCCAGCCAGCUCAAAGUCCUCCAUCCCCACCAACGCUGCCAGUCAGAACGCCUCUCCGGUCCACUCUUCUGCGCCGCCCAUGUCCCCCAUGCUGCCCUUGUUUGUCCGUGGAGGAGACCUCAAGGGUUCCCAGAGGAUGAUGCGGAAUGAGGAGGAUGACAGCCUGAGUGAUGCUGGGACCUACACCAUCGAGACGGAGUCGCAGGACAAAGAGGUGGAGGAAGCUCGCAGCAUGAUCGACCAGGUGUUUGGUGUCCUCGACUCUCCAGAGUACAGUGGUGUGAACACGGGAGCUUAUAGACCUGUAAUUAAUGAUGGCAAGGAUGAGCAAGCUUACCUGCCUAGCGAAGGUAGCACUGUGGACCCGUUGCAUGGCUUUAUCCCAGCUGCUAACAGCGGCCCCCCAGCAGGCCCCAUUCAGGUUCCAUCUGGUCAUGCAGCAGGUCCAGAAGGACCUAAGUGGGUGUCCCGUUGGGCCAGUCUGGCAGAUGGUUAUGCUGAGCCUGGGUCCACUCCACCUCAAGGGGAAUGUCUUGAAGAUUUGCGCUUAAUGAGCCGGUCAAUGGGAAGUUACAGCUACGACAACUCAGAGUCCAGUCACAGCUCCAGGACAAGACGACUGCUCCCCCAGGUUCCUUCAGAAAAGCUGGAUAGUGUCACCCCAAGUAUCCUCAUUCGUCAUGAAUUUUUCCAAGGCCAGGAACCACUGGACAGAGUCUGUGGUCCUCUCCGCCCACAGGAAUCCAGCCAGCGCCUGUCUGUUCAGGAUGACGUGGACCCAGACAGCCUGAGUGAUGCCAGCCGCUCAGAUGAUGGACCCCGUCUGGAGAAAACCAAGAAGACUCAGGUCAGGACUGGAGCUACAUCUCCAGGGGCUGCUGGUCUUCAGUUUAAAGGCCAUGAGAAAGGCUCUCCAUUUGCCAAAUCCACCUCCUUCUACAUUGGCUCUGAAGACCAUCCAAACAAAGGUGACCAGGCCCGGAGCCCAGAACAAUCUGAGAGGACAGACAGCCUGCCCACAAAAACUCCCCCUACAACCAUCCUGAUCCGACACCUGAGUGGACAUGAACCCAGGAGGACAGGUGUCAAACCCAACAGCUCUGCUCCAAACCUCCAAACACAGGACAAGGAUUCUGUCCCUACUAAAGACAGCUGCAUAUCAUCUUUUGUUCGGCAGGAGAGCUUCACCAAAGACCAGCCCAGCGACACCGCUCAGAUGAAGAGGCUUCCCCACAUUUCAAGCCACCCGUCUAUCAGAGACCUGGAGGAGAGAAGGGAGAACAUCCAGGACACUCAGUCUUUCCUUCAAGAGGCCCAGGAAACUCUGUCCUCUCUGGACAACAAGUUUCCCUCGUCUAGUUCUGGUCGCAGCUCAAAGAAAGGAGGUUCUUCCAGGCUCAUGGACGACUCCCUUUCUGGUGAGUCUGAUGUGGACACAGCGAGCACAGUGAGCCAGGUGAGUAGCAAAAACGCGCCAGUCACCUGUUCCUCUAAAAAACGUCCCGCCAUCAGCAGCCUUCAGAAGGAGAAGUCCUCUUCCAGCCCAUCCAUUCAAGAAAAGGGACGGCAGCUUACUGCACGUGAACGACUCUCUGAGAAACGUCGUAGUCAGGUGACUACCGAUGCUUCAAACAAGGCAGAGGCAGCAAAGCGCUUCCAAAUGCGCCGCAGUGCGGGGAACCGUGGCUCUCUGGAUCUGUCUGAGGGCCAACAGGGCUCUGGUUCACACUGGACUGAAACAACAUCAUCUGACCAUGAAAUUUCUCAGCCGUCCAGCCGCAGUAAGAGACACAUUGCCCCUCUUCAGAAAGAAGACAACGGAAAGUCACCCAAGACAGCGACUCAGCAGGUUCUGACACGUUCCAAUAGCCUGUCAGCCCCACGACCGACUCGAGCAUCCAUGCUUCGUCGUGCACGACUUGGUGAGGCCUCAGACAAUGAAGGUACUGAGACUGACCGGGGCUCCCAGAAUUCUGACCAUAUCGCCACAGCACCCAAAGUGUCCUCUGAGGGGAAGAAGCUGUCCAGGCUGGACAUCUUAGCGAUGCCCAGGAAAAGGACUGGUUCCUUCACGACUCCCAGCGACAACGAGGCAUCCUCCACGGGCUGGUCCAGUGUCUCCAGUCGGAAUACAGAGUCUGUUGCCACCGCCAGGAAGACAUCAGUGGGCGAUGCCCGGCAGGCUGUGAGCAGAGGGGGCGGAGCUCCCGCGAAGCAACCACUGACACGUACCCGGUCCAGUGGAGCCAAGUACCCCAGCACCAGUUCCCGUCGCAGGCAGAAAGGUUCUGACUUCUCCUCAUCCUCUGAGGAAGAGUACGAGAAGAGUGCCGGUGCUCCCAAAACCAAACACUCCUCCCACCCCUCCACCUCCGCCCAGACUCCCCGUGCCCACCGGGCAGCCGCCACUCGAUCCAAGUCUGUCUCCCAGGAGACAGAGGAGGAUGAGGACCAGAAUGAGGUUGACCCCUACCAGAACUGGUCCACGCACAGUGCUGAGAUCGCCAAGCUCAGUCAGGACCUGGCUAAGGAUUUGGCCAUCUUGGCGAAGGAAAUUCAUGAUGUUGCUGGAGAUGGAGACUCACCGAGCUCUGGCAUUGGCACCACCACCUCCCCCAGCUCGCUGCCCAGCACACUGGCCUCCGCCAUCUCUGCCAGGGAGGAGCUGGUCCAACAUAUUCCUGAGGCCAGUUUAAACUACCAGAAGGUUCCUCCAGGCUCUGCUGUCGUCUUGGACCUGGAUGCAAACAUGAAUGAACCAGAGCCCAGUUCUAAGCACCGCCGUCCGUGGAACCGCGAAGAGGUGAUUCUGGACAACCUGAUGCUGAAUCCGGUGUCUCAGCUGUCCCAGGCCAUUCGUGAGAACACAGAGCAGCUGGCUGAAAAAAUGAAGGUCUUGUUCCAGAACAAGGCAGAAGUCUGGGAGGAGAUCGAGGCAAAGAUCAGCACAGAAAAUGAAGUCCCCAUCCUGAAAACCUCCAACAAGGAAAUUACCUCCAUUUUGAAAGAGCUGAGGAGAGUCCAAAGGCAGCUUGAAGUUAUAAACACCAUUGUGGAACCCAGUGGGAGUCUUCAGACUGCAGCCGUUGGGACGUCGUCUCUUGGUCACACUCGACCAUCCUCGAAGGAGAAGAAAGCUGCCACUAAACCCCGUGGAACCCUCUCAACUUCCAACGCCAAUGAAAGCACCAAACGACCCCCUCGUGGACCUGAUGGGGCCCACUACAUGGCCUGACCUGGCCACCGUAGCACAUCUGGACAGUAACUGUGCAUCCACGCCACCAGCAGCUCUGUCUCCCUGCCUCUGUGCAGUGACCUGGUCCGACCCAGAUCAUCACUGGCUGUAGCACACAGAGAGGCUCAUCCUCAAUCUGCUUGGCAGCCAUGUCUGAAGGUGUUCCUCAGAAGUUAGAGUAGUCUGAAAAGAGCAAGAAGAUUCAUUUUAAGAUGUUUCUGAGGUUCACCAACAGGCCUUGUUCUGCCCGUGACUUGUCAGCAGUCGACCGUGGUGGCUGUGGGUUGUUGCUCUGGUAUUUACAGUGCUUCUGCCAGAGAUGUGCAUAUGAGCUGUGCUCUGUUUUAGCUGGCCAUCUCUUACUAAGGUCACAUCUCGAUUAUAAAUUCACCUCAGUGGUUUGGCUACGCCUGUCCAAUUGAUGUCCAUACUUGCUGACAUUCAGAGGACUCGGACCCCCAGAGGCACAGCCUUAAGGGGCCACCUCCUGUCUUUAUGGACCGCGUCCUUUGAGGGAGACGGCCACUAAAACGGGACACAGAUUAGCUGCAGAGAUUGGCCGGACUAAUGUCAUGUUUAUGUUCCACUGGUGUGUCCGUAAUUAUGUGCAAACAUUGUUUGUGUCAUCGUGCACGUGAUGAUUACGACCAGAAGGCGCUGUAUACAACAUGAUAUCAAACUGAUCGUGUCCACUGUUGUAUUGCUGCAGCGCAGUGUCUUUAACAUGACCGUCUCUGUCUGGACUCUCUGUGGACGUGAAUGUGAAACUUCUCGUGCAUGGCGUGACUGCGGGGUGUCACCAGUGACAGCCAGUUUCUCUUCAUCAGUCUGUAGGAACCUGUUGGUGGUGUGGACGCACGGGAACUGUCCAAAACAACCCUCUCCUCUGCCCAGUGAUUCAGUCAUUAGGAACACAAACAUUUUGCGUGUCAGCUAGAACCAUGUAGAACUGCUUCCACAUCGCACAACAAGAAGCAGCUGCUCAGACAUAUACUGAUCAACUUUGUGCUUUGAUAAUCUGUUGUUGUGUUGCAUUUGAACAGAUGAGAGCUUGUGUGUCUCAGUUUUCUGUCUGUGUUGAUGAAGAGAAAGUUGCAGCUGUGUGCGCGUCAGUCAGGAAACAGGGACGAGGCGCAGUGUGGUGUUGUGCUGUGCGCUCUGGGCGCUGCUGGCUGCCCCGUGACUGUGCGCCGACUGUGAAACUGCUUCAGCUGUAGCUGAAUGUUGCGAGUACUGAAAGUCGGAGACGUUUCUUUGAAAUGUCUGUUGACCUCAAAUGAAUCACCCUAACGUAAAAGGAAACCGCAGAUUUAACAAGAGACAUCCUGUUGGUCCUUAAAUGCAUCACCUGUCUGCGUCACAGCCAGGUGUGCUCCGAGACAUCAGUGUGGUCGGACGUAUUGCAGCCUGGGUACCUCUACCCCCGUUGGUCCGUGGCCUGGCCGUGUUACUCUUAACACACCGCGCACAGAAGCGUAGCAGUGACAUCAGAUCAUACUGUUCAGGUCAUUAGAUGAGCUGUGUUCGCUGGUUUCCUUCAUAAUUAGAACUCGGCAUCUCACGUGACAGUGGUGAUGGUGGCCUCCUCGUUAUUCUGAGGUGGGGGCUCCCAAACUGUGUGAUGCCACUUAGUUACUAUGAGAAACGCGCUGUGACGACACAGAUGUCCCUGGAUCGUUCUGUUUGAACCAUCCAUUGUACGGAGACACACUGAACUCGGAUUCAGAAAGUUUACCCCGUUUUCUUUAGUGUGACCCGACACAGGAUCGUUUCUCUGGAUUAAGUAGCUCUCGUCUUUGGCGUCACGUCCAGUCGGUGCAAAGCCGGGCUGAUAGUGACUGUACCCCGAGACGGUAGCACCCCCGGGGCAGCCUUACUGGACUUCCUGUAGACUUCAGAAGCUUCAUGCGUACAUGGCUGCAAGCUACAAGUCUGUGCACAUAAUGUCUGUAUUUUUAGUUCCCACAACCUGAUGUAUAUCAAAGGCUAAAGAAAGAUGUGCUUUACUGUUAGAGCAUCGAAAACGUUGGAACAGACUGUGUAUAAUGUGUUUGACAAAACACUCCCAGUCAACUUACUUUUUCCAGAGCUUUCAGCCACAUCCCACAGUCUUCACAGGCCAGUCACAGAAUGUGUGCAAUCAAAUAGGAAAAAAGAGAUGCAAUAUAUUUAUAUAUUUAUAUAUAUAUAUAUGUACACACAUUGUGGGAGAACAACUGCAGACUGCUGUAUGCAGUGGUCAGUUUAUGGCACUGUGGUGAUGCUGUGUCCAGUUACAUAGUCCUGGGUUAAGUGCCGGCCAGGGAAGCCCCAGGGAAGAAACCGUCCUUGUGUCUGGUUGUCUUGGCAUACAGUGACCUAUAGCGCCGUCCAGAGGGGAGGAGUUCAGACCGUUUGUGUCCAAGGUGUGCGGGGUCUCUCCUGUGAGGUGUACAGGUCUGAUUCUGAAAAUGAUGCAUGAUAUGCACCAAGUAACAGCACACAACACAGAACAUGUGACUCAUGUGACCCCCUUCACUAUAGCCGGCACUGCUUCCAGUCUUUGUGCUAAGCUGUGCUAAGCUAGGCUAACCGGGUCAGGACACUGGACUUGCACAUGAAUGUGACUGGAGGAGACCGUGAGCUGUUGCUGUCAAGUAAAAAGAGGAUAUUCUAGACUUUUAUUUUUAAAGUGCAUGCUUCCUGUAAUGUGAGGCAGGUGAGUUUGAGGCUCUUUUAUUUGACAACCUGUGCAAAUGGGCUGAGAUCCUUGUGGCUUUUAUGUUGCACUGCUCUACAGCCUUUGAGAAUGUACUGAUUUAUCACCUGAUUGGCCGUUGCUGUGAUGAUGUAUCUGCUGCUGCUACAGGUGACCGGUCAGUCGGGCCACCUGCAGUUUGUGUUUUACUUGUGUUACAGUGCAUGAGAAGCUGUAGAAACAGGCUGGGUAGAUGAAGCAAAACACACACCUUUUUUAUGUAUUUGGUCGUGUGAGGGUCGGCCGCAAUGUUUCUAAUGGAAUCAGACCUUCCCCAUUCAUUUAUUCACUUCACUUGAUCUGCACAUCUCGGGACUCGUGUUCAUCGCCAACAGGAUUUAUUUGUAUCACCACGUCAUUUGUAAUAAACUGAUUUCAUGCA